Messenger RNA from Trypanosoma cruzi, 426 nucleotides. RefSeq lists its product as uncharacterized. The record is from RefSeq and is a predicted model, not a curated record. The transcript has a single exon. The coding region runs from base 1 to 426 and encodes 141 amino acids. NCBI's taxonomy places the organism in Eukaryota, Euglenozoa, Kinetoplastea, Trypanosomatida, Trypanosomatidae.
AUGAGUUUCGGUUGCCACAGACACCCUUCGGCGAUGGAGUCACCCCGCCUUUUCCCGCUGGCGGUGCACGACGGCAUCACCGAAGAGAUUAGCAUGAUGCCGCUUUCACUGGCCGAUCGAGGUCACACUGUUGGCUCCGUAUUUUCACCAUGGCACUGCGGAAUCCCACGCAGCGUGACAGCGGACGCUGAUGCCGUCGUGACUCGAUCCCUCCCGCAGGACCGCGUCAAUGCUUGGCACGUGGGCUUCCUCACUGCAGUGAAGCGAAGGAAUCGGAGGGAAGCCCAGGAGGAAAGGAGGGCGCGCACACCGCAUGACAGGCGCCUGUCGGUGUGGCGAGGACUCUAUUCCUGGCACGACCCGGACAUCGUGCCCCGAGUGGCGGCACUGCGCACAGGCGCGAUGCGACACCUGCCCACUCUUUGA